Molecule: messenger RNA, 936 nt
Organism: Knipowitschia caucasica
Lineage: Eukaryota; Metazoa; Chordata; Actinopteri; Gobiiformes; Gobiidae
Source: the annotation of a GenBank genome assembly
AUGACUCCCAAAGUGGGAGGCGUUCCACCUCCCAGGGCCUCCAUGGGGCCUGGACGCCUCCCUGGGGCCUGGACACCUCCCUGGGGCCUGGACACCUCCAUGGGGCCUCCAUGGGGCCUGGACGCCUCUCUGGGGCCUCCCUGGGGCCUGGACACCUCCCUGGGGCCUCCCUGGGGCCUGGACACCUCCCUGGGGCCUGGACACCUCCCUGGGGCCUGGACACCUCCAUGGGGCCUCCAUGGGGCCUGGACGCCUCUCUGGGGCCUCCCUGGGGCCUGGACACCUCCCUGGGGCCUCCCUGGGGCCUGGACACCUCCCUGGGGCCUCCCUGGGGCCUCCCUGGGGCCUCCCUGGGGCCUGGAUGCCUCCCUGGGGCCUGGACCCCUCCCUGGGGCCUGGUCACCUCCCUGGGGCCUGGACGCCUCCCUGGGGCCCCCCUGGGGCCUGGACGCCUCCCUGGGGCCUCCCUGGGGCCUGGACGCCUCCCUGGGGCCUGAACCCCUCCCUGGGGCCUGGACGCCGCCAUGGGGCCUGGACGCCUCCAUGGGGCCUGGACGCCUCCAUGGGGCCUGGACGCCUCCCUGGGGCCUGGACACCUCCCUAGGGCCUGGACGCCUCCAUGGGGCCUCCCUGGGGCCUGGACACCUCCCUGGGGGCUGGACGCCUCCAUGGGGCCUCCCUGGGGCCUGGACACCUCCCUGGGGCCUGGACGCCUCCCUGGGGCCUCCCUGGGGCCUGAACCCCUCCCUGGGGCCUGGACGCCUCCCUGGGGCCUGGACGCCUCCAUGGGGCCUGGACGCCUCCAUGGGGCCUGGACGCCUCCCUGGGGCCUGGACACCUCCCUGGGGCCUGGACGCCUCCCUGGGGCCUCCCUGGGGCCUGAACGCCUGGGCCAACCAGCUCCCCGUCAUGCUGCCCAUCCUGCAGCGGCUCUGA